Molecule: messenger RNA, 1026 nt
Organism: Aureobasidium subglaciale EXF-2481
Lineage: Eukaryota; Fungi; Ascomycota; Dothideomycetes; Dothideales; Saccotheciaceae
Exons: 2
Coding region: 1-1026 (341 amino acids)
Source: RefSeq, a predicted model, not a curated record
AUGGAGCCCACCACAGAGCUUUUUCGACCAUAUCUCGCAAAACACACCAAUCUGAGAGGCAUUGGAGAUGUUAGACCGACGGCUCUCGAGAUCAUUAAAGAUCUUAACGCAGAGGGAAAGCUCAACGACGCUGUCAUCCUGAUUACUGGGUGCUCCGCUGGGCUCGGUGCUCAAACUGCAAGGGCAUUAUACCGGACAGGCGCGAAACUAUAUUUGACUGUCCGCGAUGUCGAAAAAGGGAAGGCCGUCAUCAAGUCCAUAACCGACGAUGCACCGGCCGGAAAGAUGAUUGAGCUCAUUUCUAUGGAUCUGGGUGACCUAGAGAGCGUAAGAUCAGCCGUCACUGAGUUCAAGUCCAAAAGCAACCAGCUCAACAUCUUGAUCAACAAUGCAGGCGUCAUGGCAGCACCUCAAGGCAAGACCGUCAGCGGCUUUGAGACACAUAUGGGAAGCAACCACUUCGGGCACUUCCUGCUGUUUGAGCUGCUUAAGCCCACAUUGUUGUCAUCGGCUUCAUCCGAACGCAAGUCUCGCGUCAUAAAUCUGUCAAGCAGCGGUCAUCUCAUCAGUCCCGUUCGCUUUGACGAUAUAGACUUCGCAGUGGUGGGAAGCUACGACCCCUAUGCUGCUUAUGGACAAAGCAAGACGGCAAACAUUUACAUGGCCAACUACAUCGAUAGAGUCUACGGAUCUCAGGGUAUCCGAGCUGUGUCUGUUCACCCCGGUGUGAUUCUCUCAACCGAAUUGAUGCGACAUCAGAAAGUGGAAGAUCUCUUGAGCAUUGGCGACCCGGACUACUUCCAGAAAAUAGAAUGCAGCGCGGAACAGGGAGCUGCAACUACUGUAUGGGCUACUCUGAGCCCAUACUUCGAGACCCAUGGUGGUGUAUACCUGGCCGAGGUUGGCGUAGCUCCUGCCCUUGCGGAGGAUGAAGGGAUUGGAAGGUGUGGCUAUGCUUCCUAUGCGUACGACGAGGCAGCCGAGAACAAACUAUGGGAAUUAAGCCUGAGAGCUGUCGGGCUAUAG